UACUUUUCGGACUUCCUCAAUGGAAGAUGGUGCAGAAAAGCUGAAAGACGCAGUGUUUUAUUUUUUUGCGUUAAAAAGGAUAUUUUGAUGGCUUUUACCGUGAAAUUCUUAAUCCCAAAUAAAUCCUCUUGAUGUGUAGUAUGUAAAAGAGUUUGAAGUUUCUUAAGAAAACGCAUAUUGACGACUUUUUUGAAGAGGGAGUGAAAGGACAGAAAAAUAAGUGCAAAGAGAAAGUAAACCAAAUCUUUUGUGUGGCUCAAGAAAGAGACAAAGAAAGCCCUUAAUUCUUAGCAUUAAGUGCAUCCCGGGAUCUUGUGCAGUUCUGCAGCUCAUUGCAAAGAUCGUGGGGGUUUUAUAGUUUGUAAGGAUUUUGUAUGAGAAGGUUUACAGUGUGGAAGAAAAAUCUUUGCUGUGUGUUUACCAACUGAGGACAUAACCUGAGUGACUCAACAAUUUCUCCUAUCCGGAAGUGUGUGUUUGUGCGGGAGCUGAAGAUGAGUGACAAUUGGAUUGGGAAGUCAAUAUCGAUCACCUGCACGGAUCCUGGGGGUGUUUUUCAGGGUGUCAUCAAGGAUGUCAGCCCCGAAGCCAUCACCAUUACUCGUGCCUUCCGGAAUGGGGUUCCUGUACCCAAGCCCGACACAGAGAUCACCAUUGCAUCGGUGAACAUUGCAAAUUUGGAACUAAUUCCAGCCACGCAGAGUAGCAACAUCACAACGACAGCCAUUAGCAAACCAACACCGAUAAAGCAUCCCAACUUCCCGGAAUUUGGUACACCGAUGCGCAAUCCCAUUCCGGGACCAUCUCGUGCUCCCGGGAAAGCUUCCCCCAGCACUACUGGCGGUGCCAGUAAUCUCAUGAAUAACGGGAAGUUCUAUCCCACGAAGCAGCAGCAAUUUGAGAAUAAUUUUGGAGUGCGCAAUGCAUCAAAACCACUAGAUAUUGCCGGUGGUGGUUCAAUGAUGAAGAAUGGAAAUGGCAAUGGCAAUGGGAGCUUCAAGAAUGACCGAAAAAAGUCCAGGAGGCAGUAUAAUAGCAAAAAUGAAACUUUCGGCACACCCGUGGACGAUCCCAUGAUGGAUGAAGAUUUUGACUUUGAGAAGAAUCUUGCACUGUUUGAUAAGCAAGCGAUUUGGGAUGAAAUUGAUGCUACACAGAAACCAGAUCUACUUCGACAGACAGUACCCAUGCAGAGACGCAAAUACCGGCAUGAUGAGAAUGUCAUUACGUCGGAGCCGGCACAGCUGAGGCAAAUUGAGGUGGACUACAACAGUUCACGGGACUACGUGACGAGUGAGGGGCUCAUUGUGCCGUCCAUUCCGCUGAUUGUGCGCAAUCGCAUCCAGACGGCAGCUGAGGCGCUGGGACUAACGUGGGAGCGGCAGAGCGAUAUCCUUGCGCGUGGAACGACGGAAAUUGCGCUGCAACUGCUCGGUGGUGGACGACGUUUGGUUCCCAAUAAUUCUCAUCAAUGGCCAACAAUUGUGGUGAUCUGUGAGGAGCCCUACAACGAUAAGAAAUCUGAAAUUGGUAUCUGCACAGGACGCCAGUUGGCGACGCAGGGUCUAAAAGUUGUGGCAUAUGUGCGUGAAAUUACGCACCUGAGUCGCCCAAGUCGUGAGCUAGAUCUCUUCAAUGCCACUGGCAGUAUGUACACGAAUAAUGUGAAAGAACUACCAACAGGUGUGGACCUCAUUGUCCUAUCUGUACGUUCGGCCAUCCUAACUCCAGUUCUUCUCAAGUGGAUCAAUGAGAGUCGUGCUUCGGUGCUAGCAAUUGAUCCACCUGUCCAUGGGAUCAAUCAGGUGCAGAUUAAAUGCUCAAUUUUGCCAAUAUUGCCACUGGACGACAUCAAUAGGCAUGCGUGCGGAAAGCUAUACCUCUGCAAUCUGGGUAUUCCCGAUAAGUUCUUCCGUGAGGCCGGAAUCAAGUACAAAAGCCCUUUUGGCCAUAAAUUCGUUAUUCCAAUUCACUUGGUUGACUAAAAACACUGCUCAUCUUGUUUUUUUUUUUAGUUUUGCGCCUUUUUCUUUUCUUUUUUUUUUGGCUCACGAGACUGAUUGGCAGCGAUGAUGCUAACCUGAGCAUUUGCUGCGCGGGUGUCUGUUUUUUUUGUCAAAGAAAAUAAUUUGGAAAAAAAGCUGGACCAAUUGCAUUUCAAUAUUACAUCAAUUUUUAUUAAUUCUGUUUUUGUAGAAAUAUCUUUUUGGCUCCGGUAAAUUUAUUUUUGUACAUACCUUUAAUUUCAAAAAUUUGUAUCAAAGCAGCUUUUAUUAAAUCAAAAUUUCACAAUAAAGUUUAUCAAUUGGCCCACA
Messenger RNA from Lutzomyia longipalpis, 2315 nucleotides. It is a transcript of the gene Edc3, whose product is annotated as enhancer of mRNA-decapping protein 3. Gene Ontology annotation, biological process: deadenylation-independent decapping of nuclear-transcribed mRNA; P-body assembly. The record is from RefSeq and is a predicted model, not a curated record. The transcript has 3 exons. Lineage: Eukaryota; Metazoa; Arthropoda; Insecta; Diptera; Psychodidae. The coding region runs from base 495 to 1985 and encodes 496 amino acids. Gene Ontology annotation, molecular function: mRNA binding. Gene Ontology annotation, cellular component: P-body.